UUGAUUUCCUUUUUACUUCCGGAUGUGCACAUUGGCUGGUUGGAGCGGCUUCUGUCAAACAACUAGUUUUACACAAUGAAGCUCGUUACCUGGAACAUAAAUGGCAUAAGGGCUUUCAGAGGUGGCAUUAAAAAGGCUCUUGAUUCACUGGGCGCAGAUAUUAUAUGUGUUCAAGAGACAAAAGUGACAAGAGACUUGCUUGAUGAAAGAACUGCCAUUGUUGACGGCUACAACUCGUAUUUCAGCUUCAGUCGAGGACGCAGCGGCUAUUCAGGAGUUGCCACUUACUGUAAAGACAGUGCCACUCCAUUUGCUGCUGAGGAGGGUCUCACAGGUCUGCUGACCAACCAUGAAGGGGCUGUUGGUUGUUAUGGUGAUCAGACUGAGUUCUGUAGCGAGGAGCUGCAGCUUUUGGACAAUGAAGGACGAGCCGUUAUCACACAGCACAGAAUCAUGUGUCAGGACAAAGAGCAAACUGUUACUGUAAUCAAUGUAUACUGUCCACGGGCUGACCCUGAAAAGCCGGAGCGAAAGCAGUUCAAACUGCAUUUCUACAAGUUGCUUCAGUGUCGGGCUGAAGCUAUACUGAAAGAUGGGAGCCAUGUGAUUGUUUUAGGAGACGUAAAUACAUCUCACCGGCCAAUAGACCACUGUGACCCCACUGAUAUUGAUGAUUUUGGUGAAAACCCUGGGAGGAAAUGGCUGAAUGGCUUUUUGCACGGUGGCAAACAAGAAGAGGAAAGAAAUGAGGAGGAACCCAAUGAAGACUCUGAGGUAACUUCUACAGAUCCCAUCCACAGUGGAAAAUUUGUGGAUACCUUUCGCUAUUUCCACCCAACUCGCACCAAUGCCUUCACAUGCUGGUCCACUCUCACUGGAGCGCGGCAGACCAACUAUGGCACACGCAUUGACUACAUAUUCGCUGAUUGCCAGCUAUCCAAGGAGCAGUUUGUGGCAGCAGACAUCAUGCCAGAGGUUGAGGGGUCAGACCACUGCCCUGUGUGGGGGCAACUGAGCUGCUCUCUCCUGCCCAGCUGCAAGCCUCCUCCCCUCUGUACUCGCUACCUGCCAGAGUUUGCUGGCAAGCAGCAGAAACUCUCCCGCUUCCUUGUUAAGGUGGACCAAAAAUCAAUUCAGUCUGAGCGGAGGGAUGCAUUACCUGGAUCUCAAGAAGAGGGGGAAAGGAGGGAGAAUUUAAACCCAUUCAGAGCUGGAAAUGUCUCUGGUAAAAAGCGGACAUCAGAUUCUGUUGUCCCAAAGGGGAAAAAGACUAAGACAAUAAAGACUUCUUCAAAGCCACAGGGCAGUCUCCUUUCAUUUUUCAAACCUAAACUAACAAAUGCCGUUCCCUCUACUGAAGCCCCUGUCAGUCAGUGUCAAAAAACACUCAGCCUGGAUGAAGUUACCUCAUCACAAAACUCUCAGAAAGCGUCCACAACUAUAGAGGACGUGUCCUCAGUCACAAGCAGGGUACCUGAAGAUGCUGAGCUUGUCUUUGAUGGAUCACCACAGCUGUGCAACAGCAGCACCUCAGAGGAAAAUGACAAACAGAUGAAGACAAAACAUUUAACCCCACAGCCCACUGAGCCCAAGAAAGGGGCAUCGUUAGUGUUUUGGAAGUCAGUGCUUCAUGGACCGCCCCCACCACCUUCCUGUAAAGUCCAUGGGGAACCCUGUGUGCGCCGGACUGUAAAAAAGGAGGGGCCAAACAUGGGCAAGCAGUUCUUUGUGUGUGCCCGUCCUCAGGGACAUACCUCCAACCCUGAGGCUCGGUGUAAUUUCUUUGCAUGGGUUGAGAAGGGGAAGUGACAUGUUUAUUCUAUGGACCACAAGUUGUUUUUCCUGACUCAUCAGUAAAACCUCUAGCUCAAACAAGUACUGUAAGACUACUACGCAGAUGUUUCAUCAUUUCACAGAUUUUAAUUGUUGACUGUGUUUUUUUCUUGGAUAAAUAAUAAAAGACAGUGGUUUCCUAUUA
Siniperca chuatsi (mandarin fish) is the source of this 1978-nucleotide messenger RNA. It is a transcript of the gene apex2, whose product is annotated as APEX nuclease (apurinic/apyrimidinic endonuclease) 2. NCBI's taxonomy places the organism in Eukaryota, Metazoa, Chordata, Actinopteri, Centrarchiformes, Sinipercidae. Gene Ontology annotation, molecular function: double-stranded DNA 3'-5' DNA exonuclease activity; zinc ion binding; DNA-(apurinic or apyrimidinic site) endonuclease activity. Bases 76 to 1809 code for a protein of 577 amino acids. The record is from RefSeq and is a predicted model, not a curated record. The transcript has 6 exons. Gene Ontology annotation, biological process: base-excision repair. Gene Ontology annotation, cellular component: nucleus.